Messenger RNA from Amaranthus tricolor (Joseph's coat), 3004 nucleotides. RefSeq names its product G-type lectin S-receptor-like serine/threonine-protein kinase SD2-5. Bases 361 to 2823 code for a protein of 820 amino acids. Lineage: Eukaryota; Viridiplantae; Streptophyta; Magnoliopsida; Caryophyllales; Amaranthaceae. Gene Ontology annotation, molecular function: protein serine/threonine kinase activity; protein binding; ATP binding. The record is from RefSeq and is a predicted model, not a curated record. The transcript has a single exon. Gene Ontology annotation, biological process: protein phosphorylation.
AAUGAUCUCUUGCAAUAAAUGAAAAAGAAAGGUACCCAUGUGAGAAAAUCCCACAUUCCUACUUGUCUUAUUUUCUCUUUUGAUCCAGAAACUUAUGCCAAAUUGGAAGAUUAGUCUUUAGUCUUUCUUGUCUUGUUUUUCUUACAUUCACUACCUAUGGAUGUUUAGCUACUCUUUCUCUUCCUUUACUUAUGACAAAACACCAAGAAAGUUUUGAACUUUAUAUUUUGUGGGCCUUUGUUUUACUCUUUUCUAGUCCUAAAUCAUGAUUGUGAAAUUUCCUCCAUUUUAGGAUACCUCAAUUUCCAUUUAUCAACCCAAAUUCUUGAUUUUUGUUCAGAAGUCUUGGUUCUUUUAGCGAUGAGAAACUUGGGUUUUCUCAAAUCCCCACUAUUUUUGUUCUUUUAUCUUGCAUUUUACCAAUCUUGCAUUGCUAGUAUUCAAAAAAUCAGUACUUUACCAAUAGGGUUCCAAGCCUCUCAAAUGAGUUUCAUUGAUAAUAAUGGGUAUUUUCUCCUUUCAAAAGAUUCCACCUUUUCAUUAGGGUUUAAACCCACUGAUCAUGAUGUUACCCUUUUCAUGUUAGUAAUCUUCCACCAACCAAGCUCCACUGUUAUAUGGACUGCAAAUAGAGCCAACCCAGUUAGAAAUUCAGACAAUUUUGUGUUUAAUAAUGAUGGGUUUGUGUCCCUUUUAAAUGAUGGGAAGGUUGUUUGGAAGGCAGAUACUAAUGGAAAGCCUGUUUCUGCCAUUGAAUUGCAGAAUUCUGGGAAUUUAGUGAUGUUUGGGAGUGAUAAUAAAACCAUUAUUUGGGAAAGUUUUAGGCACCCAACUGAUACCCUUCUUUCAAAUCAAGAUUUUGUAGAAGGGAUGCAGAUUUGGAGUAAUCCUGAUCCUAAAAAGGGUAAUUUGACAUAUAAACUUGAGAUCAUGUCUGGUCAUGUGAUUCUUUCUUCUGGGUAUGACACACCCCAAACUUAUUGGUCUUUAGAAAAGGACUCUAGGAAGAUACUUAACAAAAAUGGGGUUAUUAGUUUAGCUCGAAUCGAGUCGAAUUCGUGGAAGUUUUAUGAUGAGAAUAAGGUCUUAUUAUGGCAGUUUCUAUUGCCUUCUAAUGCCAAUGGUACCUAUAUUGCUGUCUUAGGAAAUGAUGGGUUUUUGGUUUUUUAUAGCAUUGGUGUAUCAAAAAUUGCAUCUCAAGUUAGGAUACCAGAAGAUCCAUGUGGGACUCCUGAGCCUUGUGAGGCCUAUAGUGAGUGUUCUUCGAGUAAUCGCUGUCAAUGUCCUCCUGGGUUAUCCUCGACUUCUUGUAAACCCGGUAUCUUUGAUCUAUGUGGGAAUCAAAGUGAGAGUCCUCCGUUAGUUAACCCUGGUGAUGGGCUAAGCUAUUUUGCUCUUGAGUUUGCUCAACCAUUCAAAAAAACCGAUUUGGAUGAUUGUAAGGACUUGUGUUCUAGUAAUUGUUCAUGUCUUGGCUUGUUCUUUGACAAUAGCUCGCGUAAUUGCUUUCUUUUCGAUAGGAUUGGGAGUUUUAUAUCCGAUCCUAGCUCAAAAUACUCCAUUUAUGUUAAGUUUUCGAUGGAUCAAGGUGUCGGAGAAGGCGAUAGUGAUAGCAAUAGUGAGCAUUUGCCUGUUGUGAUUGGUAUAGUUAUUGCAACUGUACUAGUAGUUGCUGGUAUGGUGUAUGGAGGGUACAAGUAUUAUAAGAAAAAGAAGGAAAUGCCAGGUUCUCCUCAUGAGACUUCGGAAGAGGAUAAUUUCCUCGAGUCGUUAUCAGGGAUGCCGGUUAGGUUUAGCUAUCAAUCACUUCAGGAUGCAACCAAUAACUUCAUGGUGAAACUCGGGCAAGGAGGAUUCGGGUCGGUUUACCAAGGAAAACUUCUAGAUGGGACUCCGCUUGCAGUGAAGAAACUCGAAGGGGUAGGUCAAGGGAAAAAGGAGUUUCGAGCUGAAGUUAGCAUCAUAGGCAGCAUUCAUCACAAUCAUUUGGUUCGACUUAAGGGGUUUUGCACGGAAGGGAGCCACCGGCUUUUAGCCUAUGAGUUCAUGGCUAAUGGGUCUUUAGACAAAUGGAUCUUUAAGAGAAAUAAGGAUGAUGAUUGUGUUUUGGAUUGGCCUACAAGGUUCAAUAUUGCUAUGGGAACUGCCAAAGGGCUAGCAUAUCUUCAUGAAGAUUGUGAAGUAAAGAUUGUUCAUUGUGACAUAAAACCCGAAAAUGUGUUGCUUGAUGAGCGGUUUGAGGCAAAAGUAUCAGAUUUCGGGUUAGCCAAGUUGAUGACAAGGGAGCAAAGCCAUGUUUUUACCACUCUUCGAGGCACUCGUGGGUAUCUAGCCCCUGAGUGGAUAACAAACUACGCGAUAUCAGAAAAGAGUGAUGUUUAUAGCUACGGAAUGGUGUUGCUUGAGAUCAUCGGAGGAAGGAAAAACUUCGAUCCGUCACUUUCCUCCGAGAAAUCCCAUUUCCCGGCUUAUGCAUUUAAGAUGAUGGAGGAAGGGAAGCUAAGUGAAAUCCUCGACUCGAGCCUAAAAUAUGACCCGAAUGUAGAGAGUGUCACAACCGCGAUUAAGGUUGCAUUAUGGUGCAUACAAGAAGACAUGUCAAUGAGGCCUCCUAUGACUAAAGUUGUGCAAAUGCUUGAAGGCAUAUGUUAUGUUCCGGAACCUCCUACAUCGUCCUUAACCGGAGCCAGGCUAUUUUCAAGCUUCUUCAAGUUAACGAGUAGCGAUGGUAGUCAAGGCACCGCGACUGGAAGCUCGUCUGGGCCAUCAGAAUGGAACAGUGAUGCCAAUAUGUCCGCUGUCCGGCUCUCAGGGCCAAGAUAGCUGAUGCAUAUACAAGAAUAGUUGAAGUUUAUACAGAAUUAUGUCUCAUAUGUACCUUGUUGUAUAUAAUUAGCUGAGAAACUCAAAUUUUUUGUGUUAUAUCUUGUAUGAAACAUUAGAGAAUGAAUAGAAUAGUGUGUUAUACUACAGAUUGAUGGAAUUUUGUUAUGAUUGAUGAACA